Messenger RNA from Lotus japonicus, 1954 nucleotides. Its product is annotated as pentatricopeptide repeat-containing protein At3g06430, chloroplastic-like. The record is from RefSeq and is a predicted model, not a curated record. NCBI's taxonomy places the organism in Eukaryota, Viridiplantae, Streptophyta, Magnoliopsida, Fabales, Fabaceae. The transcript is spliced from 2 exons. Gene Ontology annotation, molecular function: protein binding; mRNA binding. The coding region runs from base 90 to 1574 and encodes 494 amino acids.
AAAAAGAAGAAACUAUUUUGCCAUUUUGGUACAAGUAAAAUAUCAGAUUUAGAGUUUCAGUCACACCCUCUCUUUCUCUCUCUUUGGGCAUGGCUUCCAUAUCCCUUUCGUUCUCUUCUUCCAUCGUCCCCUCUCCGAUUUCCCACCACAAAUGCAAGAAAACCCAACACCCCAGUUCCCAAAAUCCAAUCUUUCGUGUAACCCACUGCGCAAUUUCAUCUCCACCGUCCAAAACUGCACCUCCGGUUGUCAAAAAGAAACACUGGAAACGAGGUGAGUUUCCUGGUACUUCGGAACCUGGGAGUACGAGGAAGGGUGGUCCCAUUAAGAAUUUGAAGAAGAAGCUCGACAGAAAGAACAAUGCUAAAGCUUGGGUCAACACUGUCACUGAAGACCUAUCUGAACGCAUUGAGAAGAAGCAAUGGCUUCAAGCCCUUGAGGUAUUUGACAUGCUUAAAGAACAUUCCUUUUAUGAACCCAAAGAAGGGACUUACAUGAAGCUCAUUGUGUUGCUUGGAAAAUCCGGUCAACCCCACCGUGCCCGGCAACUUUUUACUACAAUGAUUGAAGAAGGUUGUGACCCUUCUCCUGAAACGUACACGGCGUUACUUGCUGCAUAUUGCAGGAGCAACCUGCUUGAUGAGGCAUUUUCGAUUUUGAAUGAGAUGAAGAACCAUCCUCUGUGCCAGCCUGAUGUUUUCACUUACAGUACCUUAAUAAAGCCCUGUGUGGAUGCUUUCAAAUUUGACCUUGUUGAGUUGCUGUAUGAAGAUAUGGCUGCGAGAUCUAUCAUGCCUAACACGGUCACUCAGAACAUUGUUUUGAGUGGUUAUGGCAAGGCUGGGAAGUUUGAUCAGAUGGAGAAAGUGCUGUCGAGCAUGCUUGAGAGCACUUCGUGCAAGCCUGAUGUCUGGACAAUGAACACAAUCAUCAGUGUCUUUGGUAACAUGGGUCAGAUUGAUAUGAUGGAGAAAUGGUAUGAAAAGUUCCGCAAUUUCGGGAUAGAGCCAGAAACUCGCACUUUUAAUAUCUUGAUUGGUGCCUAUGGAAAGAAAAGAAUGUAUGACAAAAUGUCUACUGUUAUGGAGUAUAUGCGGAAGUUGCAAUUUCCAUGGACCACCUCUACUUAUAACAAUGUGAUUGAGGCAUUUACAGAUGUUGGUGAUGCUAAAAACAUGGAGUAUACAUUUGAUCAGAUGCGUGCUGAGGGUAUGAAAGCAGAUUCCAAGACUUUCUGCUGCCUUAUCAAUGGUUUUGCAAAUGCAGGUCUCUUCCAUAAAGUAAUUAGCACUGUUCAGUUGGCUGAGAAGUUUGAGAUAGCUGAGAACACCACAUUUUACAACGCAGUAUUAUCUGCAUGUACAAAGGCAGAGGACUUGAUGGAAAUGGAGAGAGUUUUCAAGCGAAUGAAAGAUAACCAAUGUCCACCAGAUGACACAACAUACACGAUCAUGAUCGAGGCAUAUAGAAAAGAGGGUAUGAAUGACAAGAUAUACUAUUUAGAGCAGGAGAAGAAAACAAUGAUAACUGAUGGUAUAAAAGUGAGCCAGCCGGAGGAUGAAUUCUUCAGUUGAUUCGUAGCGUGUUUGGAUCGGUGGUGGCAUACAAUCCAAAACACAACUCCAGAAGCUACACUUCCUAGCUUCUCCCCAGUAGUGAUUUCCAACCGCAGAACCAAACAUGUGGUUUUUAGUUCAGACUGCUAAUUCAUCUGUAUGCUUUACCUCUUCCAUUUUCUGGAGCCGCUGUUGUAUUUUGUUUGGGGGGUGAAAGGAGUGAUCAGCUGCCGAGUUGCAUAAUCAAGCUUCAUUUUCAUGAAUGAUAGCAACUUCGCCCAACUUUUAUACAUGCUUAUUGUAAAGUUAAAAUCGCAGAAUAGAAUUCAAACAUCAGAAUUUUUUGGUGUACAGGGUUCAUGAACUGAUAAUUGAGUUAUUAGUGUUUUUUUGUCAAA